Molecule: messenger RNA, 2886 nt
Organism: Enhydra lutris kenyoni (northern sea otter)
Lineage: Eukaryota; Metazoa; Chordata; Mammalia; Carnivora; Mustelidae
Gene: WDR24
Product: WD repeat domain 24
Exons: 8
Coding region: 452-2824 (790 amino acids)
Biological process (GO): positive regulation of TOR signaling
Molecular function (GO): protein binding
Source: RefSeq, a predicted model, not a curated record
CCGCCGACCUCCGGCCAGUGCCCUCAGGCUCCCUGUACGGCUCGGUCCUUGGCGCCCGUGUGCGUCCCCCGCGCCCCUCUGUCCCUCCCCGGAGGCCCCCGGACGCACCGUGUGGACCGCGGGAACUCCCUCGCUUCCUUGCGGGGACUGACGGACCGAAAGACCAGGGAUCGCCCCGAUCCGACUGUUGGCAUGGAGCGCUGGCCCGGGCUGGGACGGACCAGGUAGGGGCUCCCCGGAAGGCAGACCGGACGGCCGAGCUGCGGGACAGCGAUGUCUCCUCACUGAGGGGCAGCCCGCUGUUCCGGACGGGCUCGCCAAGACUGACCCGUCCAGGACAAAGCCAUCCGGGGGGACCCAACCAGGGUGAAGGGUCGUAAGUGACAGGCCCCGCCGGGCUCAUCAGCCCAGCUCCGGUCACCGACCUCCUGUCCCCCCUACCGGCGCAGACAUGGAGAAGAUGUCCCGAGUGACCACGGCCCUGGGUGGCAGCGCGCUGACCGGCCGCACCAUGCACUGCCACCUGGAUGCGCCGGCCAAUGCCAUCAGCGUGUGCCGGGACGCGGCCCAGGUGGUCGUGGCCGGCCGCAGCAUCUUCAAGAUCUACGCCAUUGAGGACGAGCAGUUUGUGGAGAAGCUGAACCUCCGUGUGGGCCGCAAGCCCUCGCUCAACCUGAGCUGCGCGGACGUGGUCUGGCACCAGAUGGAUGAAAACCUGCUGGCCACGGCGGCCACCAACGGUGUGGUGGUCACCUGGAACCUGGGACGGCCGUCCCGGAACAAGCAGGACCAGCUGUUCACAGAGCACAAGCGCACGGUGAACAAAGUCUGCUUCCACCCCACCGAGGCCCACGUGCUGCUCAGCGGCUCCCAGGACGGCUUCAUGAAGUGCUUCGACCUCCGCAGGAAGGACUCCGUCAGCACCUUCUCGGGCCAGUCGGAGAGCGUGCGGGACGUCCAAUUCAGCAUCCGGGACUACUUCACCUUCGCCUCCACCUUCGAGAAUGGCAACGUGCAGCUCUGGGACAUCCGGCGGCCCGACCGCUGCGAGAGGAUGUUCACUGCCCACAACGGGCCUGUCUUCUGCUGCGACUGGCACCCUGAGGACAGGGGCUGGCUGGCCACAGGUGGGCGUGACAAGAUGGUGAAGGUCUGGGACAUGACCACGCACCGCGCCAAGGAGGUGCACUGCGUGCAGACCAUCGCCUCGGUAGCCCGAGUCAAGUGGCGGCCUGAGUGCCGACACCACCUGGCUACCUGCUCCAUGAUGGUGGACCAUAACAUCUACGUGUGGGACGUGCGCCGGCCUUUUGUCCCGGCUGCCAUGUUUGAGGAGCACCGUGACGUCACAACAGGCAUUGCCUGGCGCCACCCCCACGACCCUUCCUUCCUGCUCUCCGGCUCGAAGGACAGCACACUGUGCCAGCACCUGUUCCGCGAUGCCAGCCAGCCUGUCGAGCGUGCCAACCCCGAGGGCCUCUGCUAUGGCCUCUUUGGGGACCUGGCCUUUGCUGCUAAGGAGAGCCUGGUGUCCACCGAGUCUGGGCGCAAGCCCUAUGCCGGUGAUCGGCGCCACCCCAUCUUCUUCAAGCGCAAGCUGGACCCUGCCGAGCCUUUUGUGGGCCUUGCGUCUAGUGCCCUCAGUGUCUUUGAGAUGGAGCCUGGCAGCGGCAGCAUGAGCUGGUUCGUGGACACCGCUGAGCGUUACGCCCUGGCCGGUCGGCCUCUUGCCGAGCUUUGUGACCACAAUGCCAAAGUGGCUCGGGAGCUUGGCCGAAACCAGGUAGCGCAGACCUGGACCAUGCUGCGGGUCAUCUACUCUAGCCCUGGCCUGGCGUCUGCCGCCAGCCUCAACCACAGCGUGGGCAAGGGCAGCUCCUGCGGUUUGCCACUCAUGAACAGUUUCAACCUGAAAGAUAUGGCCCCAGGGUUGGGCAGUGAGACCAGGCUGGACCGUAGCAAGGGAGACACACGGAGCGACACAGUGCUGCUUGACUCCUCGACCACACUCAUCACCAAUGAGGAUAACGAAGAGACAGAGGGCAGCGAUGUGCCUGCAGACUACCUGCUGGGCGACGUGGAGGGCGAGGAGGACGAGCUGUACCUGCUGGACCCGGAACACGCACACCCGGAGGAACCGGAGUACGUGCUGCCUCAGGAAGCCUUCCCCCUGCGCCACGAGAUUGUGGACACGCCCCCGGGCCCCGAGCACCUGCAGGACAAGGCGGACUCCCCGCACGUGAGCGGCAGCGAGGCAGACGCAGCUUCCCUGGCGCCCGUGGACUCCUCCUUCUCGCUCAUCUCCGUGUCACAUGCUCUCUACGACACCCGCCUGCCCCCCGACUUCUUCAGUGCCCUGGUGUGUGACAUGCUGCGCUUUUACGCAGAGCAGGGUGACGUGCAGAUGGCUGUGUCCGUGCUCAUUGUGCUGGGCGAGCGUGUGCGAAAGGACAUCGACGAGCAGACGCAGGAGCACUGGUACACGUCCUACAUCGACCUGCUGCAGCGCUUCUGCCUCUGGAACGUGUCCAACCAGGUGGUCAAGCUGAGCACCAGCCGCGCCAUCAGCUGCCUCAACCAGGCGUCCACCACGCUGCACGUCAACUGCAGCCACUGCAAGCGGCCCAUGAGCAGCCGUGGCUGGGUGUGUGACCGCUGCCACCGCUGCGCCAGCAUGUGUGCCGUCUGCCACCACGUGGUCAAGGGGCUGUUCGUGUGGUGCCAGGGCUGCAGCCACGGCGGCCAUCUGCAGCACAUCAUGAAGUGGCUGGAGGGCAGCUCGCACUGCCCCGCGGGCUGCGGCCACCUGUGCGAGUACUCCUGACCCGCCUGCGCGGGCUCGGCCGGGGCGGGGCGGGGGCCACAAAUAAAGGAGGCAGCAGCCGC